GUCCCCUCACUGCACAAACACAGAGCCUGUCUGUAUGUCAGUUCUCGUGUCAUUCUAUGCAACCCACCUCUACUCUGGUUUAGGUACCGGUCAUCUCUGCAUGGAAUAACGACCACACGCUACUGUCAUGCUGGAAACAUGUCGCUAUUGGAUCAUUAUUGGAUCGGAUUAGCAAAAUUGAAGGAAUGAUGAAUGAAUAAAAAAACGGCGACGUGGAUAAUCGACAAGCCCUGUUUUAAACCGUCAGCAGUUCUCUUGAAUUAGUCGUCAAUAACAAGCGUUCAAGACGGACGGCGUACUGGAGCACAGAGGGAGAAUCCGCGCGAACAUGAGGGAACGGGACUUUAUGCCCAACCUAGAACGGGGCAAACCGGCUACAUACACGGGAGAUAAAAAAGCUAAAAUGGCUGCUAAAACCAAUAAAAAGUGGGUGAGACUGGCUACUGUAUUCGCAUAUGUUUUGUCAGUGUCUUUGGCUGCUAUAAUACUGGCAAUUUAUUACAGUUUGAUAUGGAAACCGACGUCUGCCUCUGUGUCUGGACGGUCAGAUGUGUUGGUGACAGCCGCAAUGAUGCCCUUAAACACAAGUAAUAUCACAACAAUUGAUGUACCGACAAUUACCAAGAUGAAUAAUACACCACCGGUGAGUUUGAGAUCAACACAGACUCCUACCUACGCCCACUCCACUUCUCAACAGGGACAACUGCACUUGGUUGACAACAAAGGUCAUGAAGGCCUACCAAAUAUCCCCACAACAAAAACAGAGAAAACUGACCAAAUAGGAACAUUUGACCCAGUACACAUUCACGAAAAACCAGGACGUUUCAGUACAGCAGAAGUUAGCGAUGAGUCAAAAACUACUUCUCUAGUAGCAGGUGCAUCAAUUGAACCUCCAUCGGCGCAUGCAGCCACAUCUUCGACUAAACAAAACAUCUAUGACAGUUCUGGGUUCGGCACCCCUGAGAAUCAGCCAAAUAUUUGGGAUUCAGCCUCUCCCACAACUGACCAAGGAUCUUUGACAAGCCACAGUGAAAGACCUGACAUCUCAUCUUUGACAGAACAUGGUCUAGAAUUAAUGGAGGGUUCGUCACCAUUGCAAGAGGAGUUGGUUACCAAGGACACAGGGAAUGCAGCUAUUGGAGUGUGACACCAGAUUAUUUGUGUGGCAUGUAAUUAUAUGACAUUAUCAGCAAUGACUGCACACAGAGAGAAAUAACAACUGUGAACGUCAUAGAGUUUAUGUUAAUUUUGUUUCUUUUUCAAGGACAGAAACUGUGUUGACCUACCUGUUUUGGAAAGCUCUUAUAAAGGUUGUUAGAUUAUAGAGUGCAACAGUCAGGCUCCAGAAGUAAUAUUUACUUUUUUUUACUUCUAUAAAUUCAUUUUGAAUGGUAACUUAUAAACAUCGCCUAUAAAGACAGACAUACUAUGAUCUAUGAGGUUGUUAAUCAACGGUAUCGGUGUUUUUAUUGAAGAUACCAGCCCACAUUAUUUCUGAUCGCACAUUAUAUAUAUUUUUAAUAGAAUUUUUAACAGCAGAAUUCCUGUUGAAAAAAAAAAACAUUACUUCGGAAGAUUCUGCAGAGAAAUCUCCACCAAUCUGAUAAUUGCGACAAGCAAAUUGCGAAAAUAUGUGAAAAAUACAUUCUGAACCAUCCAGGCUGUUGAAAAAGUGGCCAGGCACUGCUGCACUCUAUAAUUCGUUUGCAGGUAAUCACAGCCACGCUGAUUCAGAACAAAAGAAGGAUUAUAUUGCUAGUUCUAUAAACAUGGAAAUUAAUAUUCAGUAACUUACAUGUUAGACAAAAAUUUACCAGUUAGUUUGUACAUUUCUUUCCAAUGAAAAUAGUUCCAAGAGAAGUCAAAGCAUCAAAUCUUUGCAUGAGGUACGGACGUAGGCCAGUAAGUUCUGUGGGUGUAAACCUCACUCCUCUUGCCACAAGAGGCAUUGAGGCAGUGUUUGGCGUCCUUGUUAGUGUGCCCACCUCCCACGCAGGAGACCCUGAUUCAAAACUCGCUCAGAGUGGGUUGAAUAGGACUACAUUUGGUGCCGUGACCCAAGUGGAAGUGAGGUUUAGGGGGAUGCGUGUAACUGACGUAGAGUUGUGCAUGUAAACCUCACUCCCCUGGCCUCAAGAGAUUGUGGUCUUUAGCACCCUUGUUAGCAUGCACGCCUCCCAAGCCUGUGACCGAAUUUCGCUUGGAGCGUGUCCAGUAGGACCGCAGCACAGAAUAAACGUCUGUCUAGAGCAGCAUAUGUGAGUGAAGUGGAGCAAAACAAAGUAUACAGAGAUUUCCUAGCCCUCCUCCUCAUUCAUUUCAGGUUUUCCAAACAUAGAAACAUUAAUUUGAAUAAUCUGAGAACAAGAACUAAUUGUAUAGUGGAUAAUAAAUUAAAAUACAGUAACUGCCUUUACAUACAAAGAGCGACAGGCUUAUGGUUCCUUUGGAACAACAUGAUUAUGUCCUUUAGACAGGAUGAUGUCCUUUGGAACAACAGGAAAUUGAGCCAUUCACAUCACCAACAUUGGACACACAUCCUACAGUAGCAUCUAUUUCAUUGUGUAAUUGUGAGCAACACUGUUUAAAGCAAGUUAAAACACUUUGCCAAUAGAGUUCAGGAAUGCUCAGGAAUGAAAUAUCUAUCUGAAUGCAAAAUGCCUGGCUAGAAGAAUACACUGUGCAAACUCAACCAUGUUGAAAGGCGUGUUUUAUAAACCGCCGUGGGUUGAACAACAUAUAAGAUGCAAAAUAUGAUGGAUGAAUAAACAAAUAUUUUCCUUCA
This is a messenger RNA of Pimephales promelas (fathead minnow), 2785 nucleotides long. The record is from RefSeq and is a predicted model, not a curated record. NCBI's taxonomy places the organism in Eukaryota, Metazoa, Chordata, Actinopteri, Cypriniformes, Leuciscidae.